GAAGUUACUCUUUUCUCACUAACAUCAUAACCAGAUGCAACACACAUUUUCCAAGAAGAGACAUAUUUCAGAAAUACUUUCUUCCAACUACCUCAAGUUUGUAACUGCUCUGUAGAUUUACAGACCAGCCCCCUUGUGUUCAGUCUAUACUCCUACACACAAGUAUUUGUUUCCUCGUGUGAUCUUCCCAGCGAAGAUGAACGGACAAGGAGACGGACUCAGUGUGGUGCAAAACAUCUUCAUCUUCUUCAGGCAACCAGUAUUCGGAGUCCUUGGACCAGUGGACAUGAACUUCCCUCAGGGGCACGGUAUGGUUGCCGAUGAGGAUCCGGGUCACCUUGACCGCAACAGCAAUGAUGACAACAUUAACGAUCAUAAUGUUGAAAAUGUUGGUCCAGGUGCUGAGGUUGAUAUAGGAAUCAACCAGCAUAUCGAACAAGAAGACCCACUGCCUGGUGGAUCCAGGCGGCGGCCUCGAGAGGAGGAUGAGGAGGACAGUAGUAAAAGAUUCAGGUGGUGGGAUGAAUGCACAGACUGCGACUGGGACAGCUGCUUUGAUAGUGAUGUCAGCAGCAUUGUAAGUGAGGACAGUGAUGAGGAUGAUAUAGUCGCAGAAGAAAAAGAGGAGGACCCACUUCCUGGAGCAACCAGAAAGAGGGAAAGGGAAGAGGAAGAUAAAGAUGAUGAGGAUGAUAUAGUCGAAGAAGAGGUGGACCCACUUGCUGGAGUAUCCAGGAAGAGGGGAAGAGAUGAGGAAGAUGAGGAUGAAAGAAGCAUCAAAAAAUCCAGAUGGCUCUAGAUCUACGUCUUGGUAGAGAGCAGGUUUAAGACACAGCAGGGGUGUACACAGACAGAGGGAAUGACUGCAGUCACCACCACCAGCCCACUCUUGGCACCCACCAGCUGAUCGUCCUGGAGGGGGAUCCCUCUUUGAGUAGGCCUUCCCAAGGUUUUUUCCGUUAGGGAGUUUUUCCUUGUUCUCAUUGAGGGUCUAAGGUUUGGGUGGGUGUCAUAUUCAUCUAAUGUGGGCACUAAAGCCCUCUGU
This is a messenger RNA of Siniperca chuatsi (mandarin fish), 1045 nucleotides long. Its product is annotated as acidic leucine-rich nuclear phosphoprotein 32 family member B-like. Bases 197 to 799 code for a protein of 200 amino acids. The transcript has 2 exons. NCBI's taxonomy places the organism in Eukaryota, Metazoa, Chordata, Actinopteri, Centrarchiformes, Sinipercidae. The record is from RefSeq and is a predicted model, not a curated record.